UGGGGCUAGUGUGCUUGUGUUUAGUUCUCAGAGAUAGUCAAAUAGGAUUCCUUUGGGAAGGGACACAAAUCACUCCCAUUUUAACAAGAGGAACAACACGGGAUUUGUCUCCACAAGGGUCCUCCUCUUCUUGAUUUCUUAUUCAUUUCCAUUUGACAGAUAAUUGGAAAAAAAGGAAACAAAGAGAGAGUAAAGGAAGAAAAAACUUGUCAGGGGAUGAAGACAUUUGAUCUAGAACAAUCUGAAAGCUCUAGUUGAUCCCACUGACACCAGCGCUCGCUCAUAGAGCAAGUAUCCCCAAUACAGGAGCGACAUCGUCAAAAACCUCGAGCGAGAUUUUGUUAAUUUGCGCCGUCUUGCGUUUCGCUAGUUUGUCUUUUGAUCUCCGUUUGAAGUGAUUCUGUCUAUGAGGCACCUGAAUUUCGAUACCUCGUCUUUGGACUCUUUUCGUAUUUUUCUCUUGGUUUGAAGUAAACAGACAGACACACUGUCACUGGCAUCAACGCGGACCCAGCACCAUCCCACGCCCACGCCCGCCUUUUACCUGUGAUUAGAGACAACUGAUUUUGGGACACUCGGUAAACAGAGAGAGAGGGAGCGCGAUUUUGUAAUGUUUGGGAUUCAGGAGAGCAUCCAGAGGAGUGGGAGUAGUUUGAAAGAGGAACCCAUCGGGUCUGGGAUGAACGCAGUUCGGACAUGGAUGCAGGGAGCCGGGGUGUUGGAUGCGAACACGGCCGCACAAAGUGGAGUGGGUCUUGCCCGGGCUCAUUUUGAGAAGCAACCGCCAUCAAAUCUUCGGAAAUCCAACUUCUUUCACUUCGUUUUGGCUCUAUAUGACAGACAAGGACAGCCAGUGGAAAUCGAAAGGACGUCUUUCCUCGGUUUUGUCGAGAAGGAAAAGGAAUCCACUGGUGAAAAGACUAACAACGGGAUACAUUAUAGACUGCAACUUCUCUACAGUAAUGGCAUCAGGACAGAGCAGGACUUUUAUGUGCGACUCAUUGACUCCAUGACUAAACAGGCUAUUGUUUAUGAAGGGCAAGACAAGAACCCUGAGAUGUGCCGAGUGUUACUGACACACGAGAUCAUGUGCAGCCGCUGCUGUGACAAGAAGAGCUGUGGCAACCGCAAUGAGACCCCGUCUGACCCCGUCAUCAUCGACAGAUUCUUCCUGAAGUUCUUCCUGAAAUGCAACCAGAACUGUCUGAAGAACGCGGGGAACCCACGGGACAUGCGCCGCUUCCAGGUGGUGGUGUCUACUACGGUCAGUGUGGACGGACAUGUCCUAGCGGUCUCUGACAACAUGUUCGUCCACAACAACUCCAAACACGGCCGCAGGGCUCGUAGGCUGGAUCCUUCGGAAGGUCCGUCUUACCUGGAGCAUGGUAGGCACCCUCUCACUUUUCUACUCCACCACCACCACCAUGUGUUGUUGAUGCUCAGCCACCACCAUGUGUUGUUGAUGCUCAGCCACCCCCACCAUGUGUUGUUGAUGCUCAGCCACCACCAUGUGUUGUUGAUGCUCAGCCACCACCAUGUGUUGUUGAUGCUCAACCACCACCACCAUGUGUUGUUGAUGCUCAGCCACCACCAUGUGUUCCACCACCAUGUGUUGUUGAUGCUCAGCCACCACCAUGUGUUGUUGACGCUCAGCCACCACCAUGUGUUGUUGAUGCUCAGCCACCACCAUGUGUUGUUGGUGCUCAACCACCACCACCAUGUGUUGUUGAUGCUCAGCCACCACCAUGUGUUGUUGGUGCUCAGCCACCACCAUGUGUUGUUGACGCUCAGCCACCACCAUCAUGUGUUGUUGAUGCUCAGCCACCACCAUGUGUUGUUGAUGCUCAGCCACCACCACCAUGUGUUGUUGACUCUCAGCCACCACCAUGUGUUGUUGAUGCUCAGCCACCACCAUGUGUUGUUGAUGCUCAUCCACCACCAUGUGUUGUUGAUGCUCAGCCACCACCAUGUGUUGUUGACACUCAGCCACCACCAUGUGUUGUUGAUGCUCAGCCACCACCACCAUGUGUUGUUGAUGCUCAGCCACCACCAUGUGUUGUUGGUGCUCAGCCACCACGACCAUAGCAGAGCCCAUCCAUCUCCAUAUCCGCUUGUUAAUGGAGCCUUUACAGGCAGCAUCACCCAGCCCUCAUUUCCCAGCCCCCAGCCCCCAGCCCCUAGCCCUCAGCCAUCAUUCCCCAGCCCCCAGCCCCGACCCCAGGCCCUAGCCCCCAGCCAUCAUUCCCCAGCCCGAACCCGACCCCCAGCCCCGGCCCUCAUUUCCCAGCCCCGACCCCCACCCCCCAGACCCGGCCCUCAGCCCCCAGCCCGAACCCCAGCCCUCAGCCCCAGCCCGAACCCCAGCACUCAGCCCACAGCCCUGACCCUCAUCCCCCAGCCCCCAGCCCCGAACCCCAGUCCCUUCUCCUUACUACACCACACACUCCCCUCACCCCACACUCCCCCUCACCCCACACUCCUUAUUACACCCCACACUCCUUACUCCACCCCACACUCCUUAUUACACCCCACACUCCCCCUCACCCCACACUACCCCUCACCCCACACUCCUUACUCCACCCCACACUCCUUCCUACACACCACACUCCCCUCACCCCACACUCCCCCUCACCCCACACUCCUUAUUACACCCACACUCCUUAUUACACCCUACACUCCCCCUCACCCCACACUCCUUACUAAACCCCACACUCCUUACUACACCCCACACUCCCCCUCACCCACACUCCUUAUUACACCCACACUUCCUUACUCCACCCCCACACUCCUUAUUACACCCCACACUCCCCCCUCACCCCACACUCCCCCUCACCCCACACUCCCCCUCACCCCACACUCCCCCUCACCCCCACACUCCUUACUACACCCCACACUCCUUCCUACACCCCACACUCCCCCUCCACCCCACACCCCACACUCCCCCUCACCCCACACUCCCCAUCACCCCACACUCCUUACUACACCCCACACUCCCCCUCACCCCACACUCCUUACUCCACACCCACACUCCCCCUCACCCCACACUCCUUACUACACCCCACACUCCCCCUCACCCCACACUCCUUACUCCUAUGCGUAUGACGAAAACAUGAAUUGUUAUAAGAUUAUCUUCCAGCACUCUAACCGUUCAGUAUUGUGCGUGUGUGUGUCCUCAGCUCUGAAUGAACCCACCAUCGACUACGGUUUCCAACGACUACAGAAGGUCAUCCCUCGGCACCCUGGGGAUCCAGAACGCCUUCCAAAGGAAGUGAUUCUGAAGAGGGCAGCAGACCUCGUGGAGGCUCUGUAUGGGAUGCCUCACAACAACCAGGAGAUGAUUCUGAAGCGUGCGGCGGAUAUAGCGGAGGCUCUUUACAAUGUUCCCAGAAACCACAACCAGUUGAGCGGCCUGGGCAACAGCUCCGUCCACGCAGGCAUGAUGGGGGUCAACUCCUUCCCUGGCCAGCUGGCCGUCAACGUGUCCGAGUCCUCCCAGGGAGCCAAUCAGGGUGAGGGGGCGGGUCGAUACGGGUGUGGCGCUAUCGUCAUAGAAACCGGUUUCAGUCGGAACACGAGCAGCGUGUCUCCACAUGGCUAUGUGCCCAGCUCCACCCCCCAGCAGAGUAACUACAGCUCUGUGACCACCAGCAUGAACGGCUACGGCAACACUGGCAUGUCCAACCUGGGAGGAUCCCCCAGCUUCCUCAACGGCAGCGCUGCCAACUCGCCCUACGCCAUCGUUCCCUCCAGUCCCACCAUGGCGUCCUCCACCAGCCUGCCCUCUAACUGCAGCAGUUCCUCUGGGAUCUUCUCCUUCUCCCCUGCCAACAUGGUGUCGGCCGUCAAGCAGAAGAGCGCCUUCGCCCCUGUGGUGCGACCUCAGACCUCACCCCCACCCACCUGCACCAACGGCAACGGUCUCCAAGAUCAGUCUUUUGUGGACUCUAGCAAGUACUCCACAGCCAGCUCGCUGCAGGGCCUGGCCUUUUCCUGAAUGAUUCCUGGAAUGAUCGUUCCUCCCAUGUAAGCGAUGUUUGGGUAUGAGAGGAAAGACUCAGGCGUGGAUCUCAGCAUGUACCCAAGGCUCCAGUUUAGGACUGGUUCGUCAGUCCUACGUUGAAGGAAUAGAACCCGUAACUCAGGCCCUUUUUUAAAAGGAAUCACAUUUGAACUUUUAAAAGGAGAAAAAAUCAAUAAGAAGAAAACGCAGCAUUUACAACAACCUCUUUGGAAUUCGUAAGAGUUGAACGCAAGGUCACAGAUUACCCAGAAAACCCAACCCAGCUAAACAUGAAUUUUAUUUAUUUGGGAGAGGAUUGACUUAUCCUUUUAUUUAGUGUUUUACCUUUGUGCAAAACACUAUGUUUUUCCCAUCUUCAAUGUGUAAUAUACACAAGUGAAAAUAUGAGAGAUUUUUUAUUUAUGAAUCUGAAAAAGAUAAAUUAAUAAAUUGUUUGAGAAUGAUAGAAGACAUUAAAAUGUGAGUUAAAUAGUAAAGACUGAAUUAGAUUUAUACAAUUGCUGUACUCAUGAAUCAAGAUUAGCCAAACCAGACAUUUAGACAUUUGUUUGGUACUACAGUGUGCUGGAUAGAGACGAUGCCACAUUCCCUAACUAACCCUAAGGCACAGAAAGACACUCUAGGUAGCACUAACCAUGCACCAUUGCAGAAACUCUCUGCUUUCGAGUUCUUUUGGUCGCUGAAAACAGCGCCUACUCAUUUCUCUCCCUCUCAUGCAGAGAACUUCAUCUCUACGACUAGAAUCGUUCACUCGGCACCACAGAAAGCAAGUGAUUUAUCCAUGAUGACACAUAGCCGGCCAUUCACUCCAUGUUGGCUGUAAGUGUACCGAUCGUGUCCAAGCUCCUAGGUGGUUGUCAGAGUUAGAGAGCAGAGCCUGAACCUGCUCUGGAUACCAACAGUGUCUCUACUGUGUGGUUGGUCUAUUGGACCGCAAUCUUGCUGUGGAGCCGCUCAGCAGUGCCCUGUAACUGUACAUUAGAAAACCUCUUGUUAAAGUGUUCUCUCUCUCUCUCUGCCAUCCACCAUGAAAUCUCAAUGAAGGAAACCAUAUGUUUUAAAAGGAUGUCGCCAUUUCACUUUUGCUAUAUUGUGUUGAGUUAUUUUUCUUUGUAUGAAUUAUUCCUUGAUAGUUUUUGGUUUGUUGUGUUUCUCACCAUGAUACUGGGGUCAUGGGGGUCAUGGGGGUCAUGGGGGUCAUGGGUCGCCCAUUCAAAAUGUUUCUCUUGUUCCUCCUUGUUACCAUACAACAGUUGAGGAUCUGAGAUAGGUCAAACUGGGAGACACUUUAUAGACAGACUAAUGAGUCAACAUGAGGUGUUUAGUGGUGUCCCAGUCGACGUGGUGAUACAUGGAUUACCCAGCACUGUAACAGUGACCUAAUCCUCAGAUGCCCAGCAAAACAUAUCUGAAUCCAAUCUUUUCAAUUGUCUUUCUUUCUCCCCUUUUUCCCGUGUGAUGUGUGUUUUUGUAUAUAGUAAUACAUGUAUGUGAUGUUUCUUUUAAUUUUGCCAAAGUCAUUGUUUAAGAUAUAUUUAUACAGUUAAAGAAGUCUUAUGGCAGCUUGAGUGUCACGGAUGUCAUGUUUACUACAUACUCAAAAUGAUCCCAUCAACUUUAGCUCGGAGAGUUUAAAUAGUUAAGACGGGAGAAACAGAAUGUUACCUAUCCACAUUAAUAAUGUACUAUCUCUCCUCAAUUUCUACAUCUUCUUCCACAUCCUUCAUGUGUAUGUUUGCAUUUUGUGACAGUGCCGAUCAGUGUUUUUAUUUGGUUGUCUACCGUGUUCUGUGUUCCGUGUUCCGUGUUCCGUGUUCCGUGUUCCGCGUUCCGUGUUUAGGUGUGAUUUUGAUACAUUACAUUUUUUUUACGUUGUUGUUUUUCUUAUGUUGUUUUAAGCCAUACUUCCAUUUUCCAUCCACCCUAAAAGACAUUGUCUAUUUUUUGUAUCAUUUUGGAAGUUAAUGAAAAAAAAAAAAAUGUGUCUUGAUUUUGCAUUUGUUUUAUCAUAUGGUAAAGGUAGUAUAUUAUUCUUAUAGUAAAGAGAUUAUAUAAAGUAUAUCAUUUGAAUUUCUUCUUUGCUUAGAUUUUUUGGGGCUUAAAAAAACCCGUAUACUGUUUAAAAACAAACAUUAGGCAUGUGGGUUCUCUUUCUAGCCAUGCAUUUGUGUGCUGAAAGCAGGAAGACCAUUUUUGGGGGGGG
Molecule: messenger RNA, 6224 nt
Organism: Oncorhynchus kisutch (coho salmon)
Lineage: Eukaryota; Metazoa; Chordata; Actinopteri; Salmoniformes; Salmonidae
Exons: 19
Coding region: 611-3994 (1127 amino acids)
Biological process (GO): regulation of DNA-templated transcription
Molecular function (GO): DNA binding
Source: RefSeq, a predicted model, not a curated record